This is a messenger RNA of Amoebophrya sp. A120, 27467 nucleotides long. The record is from the annotation of a GenBank genome assembly. Lineage: Eukaryota; Dinophyceae; Syndiniales; Amoebophryaceae.
GGUUUAAAAAUAUUUAAAUACGUAUGCAAAUAUCAACAUGGUUUUUUUUUCCACCUUUUUCCGUAUGCUAGAAGAACCACUUCGGGCCCGAAGAGAAGCGGCACUACCGGCGCCACGGUCUCAAUCGAAGAGCAGGGCGCCCGCGCUUCAUUAAGUGGGCGGCUACGGCAGUCUUCGUGCAUCAACUCCCUGCCCUAGAACUCUAUCAAAUGCAAAUAUGUCGGGGUCUGGAUGACGAGUCCAGAAGUUUGUCAUGCAGAUUUCAGAUGCCCCGCGGGGUCUGGAAUGCAGGAUCCAGCAUGCAUGAUCACAGGUUUGUUCGCAACGGCUUUGCAAUGCGUAUUCCGCAUGUGAAAUGUAGUCUUAGCACGGCCAAAAGAGGGCAUCUUGUGCUACUCGCGCAAGACAAAUUUUUGUGUGACGUACAGCAUGCAUCACAAGUCGCACCCUGCCAGGAGAACCAGACAUAUUUGCAUUUGAUAAACCCCGUGCGUCAGUCUAUGUUGUCUCGUGGACCGCUUGUGAGCGCUGCUGUCUUAUCAAGUACAAAAAUGUCUGGGUCUGGAAGAUUGCCAGGUUUGUCAUGCGUAUUUUGCAUGUUGGCCCACGAUGCCUGUAAUGCAUGACCUAGCGUCACAGAUUUUGCGAAUGCUUUCUGAUGCGUAUUCCGCAUGCGAAAUGUCUCUCCGUGUAGCACAAACUGGACUCCUUUUGCUGGUCUGCCACUCUAACGGUGCCUCACAUCGGGUCCGACCCCCGUUAGAGCUUGACCCUAUCCCCCCGAGGUCAUGCCCAGAGGCAUUGGUCGUAAAGGGGGUACAGUGGUUGAGGGGUAAAAAAGGUCAUGCAAUACAAAUUUUUUUGGAAUCCGAAGACAGCUUCACAAGUUGCAAAAAUCUUCCAGACCCAGACAUAUUUGCAAUGCAUAUGUCCUCCUCGCUGCAGCUGGAACGGCAGAGGUUGCAGCUCAGACGGAGUAUCAAAAGGAAAAGUCCCCCCUCCCCAUAUCGAAACGAAAUUUCUGAUGCUGGAUUUGGAUACACAAAUCAGCUUUGUGUUGCAGUAGAGGACUGCACGCAGAUCCGGAGCCGAGGUGCGGGCCUUUUGGUGUAGGCGCCUAGCAUGGUAGACGGCUGGGCCCCUGUAGGCGUCACAGCAUUACAAAUCGCCUGCACGACGUAGCGGACGGCCUGCGUGUGUCUGCUUGCAAGACAGACCCGAUUUGUGGCCACAAAUCUGCAUCACAAAUUUCCAGGAGGAUGCGCUUCCAAUAUGGGGAGGGGGGAUUUUUCCUUGCAAUACGGAGGAGCUCUUUGUUUGGGAAUAUUUUGGUAAUGUCUCGGCGCGGCCAACCGACGUGGUGUUGCAGAAAUGCCGGCACAUAGUUAUGCAUUGCAAAUAUCCCUGGAUGUCUGGAAGGUUGCAACUUGUGAUGCUGUCCCUGCAUUUUAAAAAAAUCUGCAUUGCAUGACCAGCAAGAGGAGUCCACUUUGUGCUACUUGGAGACGGCAUUUCUCAUGCGGAAUAGGCAUCAGGAGGCCCUCUAAGAGUCUGUGAUGCAGAUGCUAGGUUAUGCAUUACAGGCGUCAGGGGAGGUCAUGUAAAAUUUGCGUGACAAGUCUCGCAAUCUUCCAGACCCAGACAUUUUUGCUGUUGAUAAGAGUCUCGGCAUACGAACAAAACUUUGCCUGCACGAGUGGCACUUAUCCCACGAAAAAACUGUUUCACUGUGAACUUGUGAUGCAUAGAAUGGAGCACACAGCUAUUUGUCUUGCGACACAUGCAAGACAUCGGUUUUUUUAACGUGUUUUCCCUUAGGGAACACGCAUGGCAGGUUUUCUUGGUCAUGUGUAACGAACUUGUAAUGCAAAACUUGCCAGAUCCUUACAGUGAAACACUUUUUUCGUGCGAUAGCACUGGCGCCGCGUGUAAUAAUACUAGCGAGGAGGUGUGGGUCGACGGCGGGGAAACGGAGAUCCAGGAAGAUGUUGUACGGUUUCCGCGGCUGCUGUUCGGCGAUAUUGUCAAUAUGUGCGCUGUUGACCCGGAAUGCCAAGCGAUUGCCGACCCGGGCUGUGAGGGAUUCAACUCCCUCGCGGAUCACAGAACCUGGUAUCCUCAGCAAAUAAAACAAAGCCCGCGCAAUCAUGUCGCCCAAAGUCAAUGAUUUACAUACUUUGAGAACAACCUACUAGCAACACAAGUACAUCAGAAGUUGUUUCAGAGUCACGCAUGUAGUUGACAUCAAGCUCCCCGCGCUUGCAUUUUCGUGCAGUUCAUCGGAAAGGACAUCCGUGGAUCUUCUUCACAAAGCCGUGUCCUCAUCGUGCUCGUGCUCGCUGUCGAUUUACUUUUCCAUCAGUGUAGCUUACAAAUUAUGCCAAAACAGAAACACGGUUGGCAAUGUCUCCUUAACAUGGGGGCGCACGUUAGAAAUGUUUUGGUUGACAAACCAGAAUCUCAACUACGCCCCUUUGCCUCCACGUUUAGGCAAAAGAAACGCCCCAACGUCGACCCCGACGUCCCACCUUCGGCACCGUUUAGGCUUAGGGGUCAGGGUCUAGGGUUUGGGGUUCAGGUCGUCGGACAGGGCAGCCGCCGCCGGCCGGACGGCCGGCGGCGGCUGCCCCGGCCGACUCCGGCUUGCUCAUGGUAGCUGGCGGCCCCCUGGUAUGAAACUUCAACAGAUUUCGCGGCCGGGAGAUGAUGGCGACGGCGCCUCGGUGCCCGCCUGACCUACCCUCCCUGCGUGACAGCCGUCUGCGGCCGUUUGCAAAGGUGGAGGCAAAGUGUUUCGCACUUCUGUUUAGCAUGACAACUCUGGGGCUCGUUAUGUUGGACACAGUGGCCGGGAGAUGAUGGCGAUGGCACUUCGGUGUCCGCCUGAUCCAUCCGCCCGGCGUCUCAAGCCAUCUGUGGCCAUGGUGUAACUAAUGAGGGGCUGCAAGUGGUGCAACCAAGGCGUGGUCCUACAUUUAUUUGUUUAGCAUGAUGACAACUCUGGCCGGGUGGGGACGUUUUUACUCAGGAUACCCGGAUAACUGACGCAAUCAGUGCAGGCGCGAGCGCUAGCGUGAAUGCUUUCGAGGCUGCCAGACACCUGCGGGCCACCCCGCAGCUAGUGCACUUCUACCGGCACCGAAGACCCCCGACUGUGACAGCCCCUAUCGCCGACUUUUGGUUUCCGAGGAAACUGCGGCUGUGUCCAGCCUCAGAGAUGGAAGCUUUGUUCAGCGCAGUUGGAACGGGGCAAAACGAGGCGUGUGGAUGGAAGAAAAAAACGGUAACGCUAAGUCAGGCACAAGCUAUCGUAAGGAGAAAUCCCCCCUAUCCAUAUUAUCGAGACGAAGUUUCUAAUGCAGGAAUUCCGUAUACAACCGCGCGCUGUCUUGCAGUUGUAAGGCAGCGCAGCCAGAUCCCCAGUCUAGGUAGGGGCGUUUGGGUUUACGCCUAGUUGUUUAGCAUUACAAACGGCUGUCCCCUAGGCCCAACAGCAUGCCAAAUCGCUUCCAUAGUGGCAAGGAAGCCUCUGCGCUUGUCUUCUUGGAAGACAGACGGGAUUUGUGGUCUCAAAUCAGCCACGCAAAUUUUCGCGGCCAUACCUUUUCAACAUGGGGAGCGGAGAUUUUUCCUCCCAAUACAAGCCGUGAAUUCGUUUGGGGGAAAGUACGUGUGUGUGGGCUGGUUGGAUGAAGAUGAGUGCAAGGCCAAGGAAUCGUCACUCGGAAGCCGCGUGAAGUGGACUAAUGGCAACAACGAAUUUCUUUCCGGCAUAAACGGCUUGGACAUGAAAGUAGACAAUGAAAACGACUGCAAGUGUGUGCAGAUAUCAAGUGCAAAUAUGUCUGGGCCUGGGAAAAUGCAGGUUUGUCAUGCACGUCCUGGACCGCGUCUGUGGCCUGCAAUCAAAUAGUGCGCACAAAAGCAGCACAAGUCAUCUUUCGCAUGCUUUCUAGAAAUGCCUCCUAUCCCGCAUGUUUCUCGUCACAAGAAGUGGGCGACUAUCGGUGCGCAUGCAACACAGAUUUUUGUGUCCUCCUGAAUUUGCAUCACAACUUCACAUGUUUCCAGAGGAGCCAGACAUAUUUGCAAUCGAUAGCAGAAGCUGACGUACGAUCCAAUGGAGUAUUCCUGGGACCUUGUCGGCCUAUCAUACGUAAAAACGUCUGCACGCCAUAGUCAAGUUGGCAAAUCUGCAUAGACAAAUCAACAAGUUUUGUGAGUUUAUGCAUGACAAGAUUCCAUCUCUCUGUAGUGUACUAGUGCUGUUUGGCAAGUCCAGCCGCAUUACAAAGACGCCUGCUUUUUAUCCUGAUGUUUUCAGAGUUCUAUGAUCUUCCUAGAACGCGACUACAAAUCCCCCUCGUGCGGAUGUGCAUUUACCAGGUCUUUCUGUAGAUGCAAAUGAUCUGCAUGAGAACUACGGGGUCGUGGGGACGUUUUUGCAUAGGAUACGGCCUCGAGGAAAAUUAUGACCCAGCUGUUAUUGAUGCCGAUUGGUGUCAGACGCGGCAGCUCGACCAUUCCAAUUCCACCUUGAGUCACGGAGUGCAGCAGUUUCUUGCUAUCAGCCCCUCGGACGCAGCGUCACUCACCGCCUUGAAGUAUGAGAAGUCGAGCUACGAGAACAUCAACAACUUAGUCAAGGUCAUUAGGAGUGAACAGUUUGAAGGGAGCUACGGCGUGACCCCUUCCCCGGCGGAAGACAUCAAGGCUAAACUUGAGCCAUCAGGAGCUUACUCGGAAUAUUUGUGCGUGAUGCGUGUGCCCAAACCCACAAUAGACGGGGCGGCAGACCUUCUUACCGAUCUCGCAGUGGGGGCGGGGUUAGUCCCGCCUUCAGGGGAUGCACUCCCCAAACAAAAGUCCUACGCGUGUGUGACCCCAAAAACCAACGGCACCGAAACAGACCCGGCGGUAUUUUAUGGUUGGUGCUUGGAGGAAUCCAUCAAGUCCGACUACCCCAGUAUCUUCUUCACGAAGGGGCACAAUGCGAAUUUCGAGAGUAGCGGUCGCCUCGUUGGCGGUGGUGAUACGCAGACUUGCAUGUGCUUGCAGAAAUUACCGAUCGCGGUCGAGGAACACGCCUGGGUGCCGUACGGAGUCAAUUUUGGAGAUGCGGGCGAAAGUGAUUCGACCUACACUGACGACUGGUGUCGGGAGCAGCAGCGCCAGAAUCAAACGUUCGUUUUUGCCAAUGGAGGCACGGUAACGUCAAAUAAUGACCUUUCCAACUUCAAACGGGAAGACAGGACACCGAUCAGUGCGGAUUAUCAACUGCAAAUAUGUCUGGGUCUGGAGAUUUUUGCAAGUUUGUCAUGCAUAUUUUGGAUCACGCAGCUGCUCUGAAAUGCGCGCAAGAACAUUUCAAGUUUUGUUCAGGUCUCCUGCAGAUGCCUAUUCUGCAUGAGAAACUUGCUAUUUGCAUAGCGAAAGCGCUUUUAGAUAGUACUCAAUUUGGAUUCUUCCAGACCCAGACUUUUUUACUUUUAAAUUUUCUAGUCGUUCUCUUCCCUGUGCUGUACAACGGUCUUGUUUCCAGACAAAACACCAGACAUAUUUGCAUUUGAUACAGCUGUGCCGGAUGACAAAAAGGACACAUUGUUGAACUGCCUCAAACGGAAGGACAUGAUGUUGUACGCUGGGCAAUCUGGGUUGCUGGGCUGUUACUUUCCCCACGACGAUAGGAUGUCUCAGACGGUGAAGAGAAGCAAUGCGACAGAAAAGUACUCGCUCACGAAUCUAAAAGACGAACUAAACCUGUGCUUAGGCGACGACAGAUGCUGUUACGUGCGCGUUGUAGUUCUCGGCGAUUCGGAGGACUAUUUGUAUGAGCGGCGCGGUUAUCCGAAGGACGAGUGGGAGCAACUCAGCUUUGCACGCUGCAUGGUCAACAAAAAUGUGAAUGGGCUGGAUUACAUGCGUCACUUCUACUCCUACAGAGACGUAUCCAAGAAAAAAACUGCGUUCGUGUAACUUUCUUGAAGGAACAGCAUGACAAGUUUGCACUGCAUGACACAGUAGAAACCCUGUCAUGCGUAGCUAGUAUCAGUGAAAACACGUACGAAAAGAGCCUCUGGCGCAUGUCCAGCAUGACAGGUGUAAAUGGCUUGCAUCGUCUCCUGCAACACAAAUUUACACUUACGCAGUUUUUUUCUUGGAUAAGACGUCAGCGACAUGUACACCGACUGCGUGGAAGUGACAGGGUUCGACGAAGGACCCGAUACCGACGUGCUAUCGAGUGAAGCCGGGAGCCUUAUUGUGAGGAAAAAUCCCCCCUCCCCAUACUGAAAGCGCAUCCUUCUGAAAAUUGCAAUUUGUGAUGCAGCAGAUUGGGGCAGGUGGCCACAAAUUCAUAUCCGGUCUGUCAUGCAAGAAGACAAAGGCAGAGAGUCCGCCGCGUCAUUCAGGCGAUUUGCAAUGCUGCAAGGCCUACAGGACAGACGUCUGCCAUGCUAGGCGCCUACACCAAAAGGCCCCUGCCCACCCUUGAGAUCUGCGCGCGGUCCUUUACUGCGAGACAAGUUCGCUGCGUGUACACACGUGCCGCGUCACAGAUCUCCACUUUGGUAUGGGGAGAGUGGAUUUUUCAUUUUGAUAUGCCUCGGAGACUGCUACAGGAACUGCGCCUACGAGGAGGGCUGCGUCGGCUUCACUUACCGACUGGAAAAUGCAGGAGAGUUUCCGUGCAAACUCAAGAAGACUCUUGACAAAAUAUGACAGCGCACAAUCCCCCUCUCCCUCCUCCCCCUCAUUUGUAUAGCAAGAACAGCAAUACAAACACCACCACACAUGGAGCCUAUGAAUGACAAAUUUGUGUACCUAAUGUUUUACCGUUUAGGCUUUCGGAAUUAAUAUUUACAUUGCUUGACUUCCGGGUUCUGGUAACGCAUACCCCCGGCGACAGGUGACCUUGACAGGCGACCUUGACAGGCGACCUCGACAGGUGACCUCGACAGGUGACCUCGACAGGUUACCUCGACGGGUGACCCUGACAGGUGACCUUGAGAGGUGACCGCGACGGGUGAACGCCCUGCCUUCCCCCACUAGUGCUUCGCGCACUAAGCCACUAUGCGCGCGCCUGGUGUGAGGCGAGGGGCGGACGCUGUCCGCCCCGAUGCCGAACACCCUUCCCCCACUAGUGCUUCGCGCACUGAGCCACCACGUGCGCGCCUGGUGUGAGGCGAGGGGCGGACGCUGUCAGCCCCGAUGACGAACACCCUUCCCCCACUAGCGCCACUAGGGACGGGCACAAGGCCCCAGCGUGGGGACCCUGUCCCCACGCUCGGGUGGGCCUUGUUUGUCAUACAACAAGCAGUGCUACAAGGCAGCGACUAAAUUUGGGAUUUUGCAUUACAAAUGAGGGGGAGGGGGGGUUUGCACUGUCAUACAAAACCGCUGUCGCCGAUGUUGGUGUUGCUCCGACGUUGUACUAUGCUAUCACAUUGAAAAGUGCCCCCACCCCAGACGUUUCAAACGUUUUUGUUGCAAGGAUUGCAAAUGAAAACUUUUUGAUUCUGUCUUCCAGGUUUGGAGGAAGACUAUCCCUGCUUCCAAUUCCAAGUCGGCAAAGCAGCUUUUGCCUUACAAGCCUCACCUGUGCUGAGUCUUUUUGCAACACAGAUUUUUGCUUUCCUGUCGUGAAAAUUUGUCACGCCGAUACAUGGAAAGUGGCAAAUGCCUCCGGCGUUGGGAGCUUUGCAAGACAAACAUUUCCAUACUCUGGGGUGGGGGCACUUUUCAUUGCAAUAUACGCCGAGUACGCUUCGGUGCGGAUGACAAGCGAAUGUCGUGCGCAGUAUCAAGAAGAAGAAAAAUCACCACUUCUCAUAUCAAAACGGAAGUCUGUGAUACAGAGUUGUGGUCCCAAAUCAGCUUUGUCUUGCGGAAACGAACCGGAGGCGCAUGCUGGGCCUGUUUAGGUUUCUACUAGUCUAGCUCUUCAGCAUGAUAGACGCUGCUGUCGUAGGCUAAACCGCAUUACAGAUGGCAGAGGCAUUUGCGUACACAAAUCAGCAGCACAAAUUUCCUUGUGGUACAUUUUCGAUAUGGAGAAGGGGCUUUUUUCAAGUUUAUACGCAGGUGAAGGCCCCUUGGGGAGUGCUCGCGACGCUGCAUUACCUGGAAAACUAUGAACUUCACCUAAACCCGAACUAUGAAAUGUAAAAAUGUCUGGGUCUGGAAACUUGUGAUGCUGGUCGGCGUAUCAUGGAGAGGCCACAAGUGCUGGCUCAGCAUGACAAGGUUUUGAGCCUCUAGGUGUUGCCUAUUCUGCAUGACAAGCUGCGUUUCUGCAUGACAGCAGAGUGGGGCUCUUGCGUAACGUGCAUGACAGAUUCAAGAGUCAUGCCAGACAAGCAUGACAAACAUGCACUCUUCCAGACCCAGACAUGUUUGCAUUUGAUACGAACUACGAAUGCGCAACAGCAGUGGGGGCAAAACUUGAAGGCGGCCUGAACUUUAAAGCACAGGAUCGCAUCGAUGGCAACGGGUACCACAGGGACGUGACCAACAUUUUGGAUUGUUACAUGUGGUGCGCACGGGAAGCUGGCAGUGCGGGCGUGGAAAAGUAUCAAAAUGAAAAAACUUCCCCCCUCCCCGUAUCAAAUUGGAAAUCUGUGAUCAUCAUGCGGGAUGUGUUUACACAAAUCAACUUUGUGCUGCAGUAGAGGACUGCAGGCAGAUACAAAGCUUGCGCAGGGCCUUUUAUUUGGUGUAACUGCCUUGCAUGGCAGAGGCAGUCUUGUCCUCUGCGCGCCAUACAGCAUUACAAAUUGCGUGCAAAAGGCGGCGGAGUCUCUGGCUUUGCCUUCUUGCAAUACAGAGACGAUCUGUGGCCACAAUUCAGCGUUGCAAAUCUUCAAUAGUGCUUCCUUUCAGUAUCUAUGGGGAGGGGGGAUCUUUCCUCUCAAUAAAAAGUGCGACGGAUUUACGUUUGACGGUGCUGGCGAGAGCUCUGCUGGAUCUGCCAGACGCUGCCAGCCAAUAUGAAAGUGCACGACUCUCGCACACUCGCCGCUUUUGAAUGGCAUCCGCAGAAAAAGUAAGAGGCAGUGGCAGAAAUGUGGCUUCCGCAUGACAUCAAACCGUCGCACAAGUUGUAUCACUGGUUGAGGUUGUACUUGUUCCGAAAUUUGUCAUGCGGAUAGUGCUGAAAGGCAACAUGUGGAUUCGGUACUUUGCGCCACCAAUGAAGGGGAGUAGGAGUGGUCGUUCAAUCUCAUAGCAAAAGAGGUGCCUACACAAGAUGUGUGAUACUGCUGGCGGAAAUGGGAAAGUGUCGUACGCAGACGGGACGGAGCUUAUGCAUUGCAGAGAUGUCUUUGUCUGUGCCCGGAAAGUAGGUGCAAACUUAUGAUGCGGAUGCUGAAAAAGGCAAGAAUUUGUGUUGCACACCAGCAAGCAAAACGUGUGCGAUUUUUGUGUCCAGGCGGGGAGGAUCGACUUUUCGUUCUUUUGCGGCCUCCGACUCGGUAUGGAAUUAUCAACGCUUUUGUAUAAUUUCUCAUGCUCUGUGAUGUGCAUUUCAAACCACGUACUUCUACUGCUGUUGUUCUCUUCCAGACCCAGACAUUAUCUUUGCAUUUGAUAGAACUCACUGCUGUGCUAUUGGUGGAUGCAGACGGCGAUGCUGAUGCCUCCACGUCUUGCCGAACGUCUCUCCUCGCGAGCGCGGGAGACAUUUAUGCAUUGCAAAUCAGAAGUCCGGGUCUGGAUCUGGAAGAGUUGGAACUUGUAAAAAUGCGGAUUCUGGAAGAGGCAAAAAUUUGUACUGCAUAAGCACCAAAAGGAGCUUCCCAAUUGUUCUUGCUACGUCGCCAAUAGGGCAUCAUUUCUGAUGCGGGAUAGACAUCAGGAGGCCUCCUGCGCAAAACCUGUAAUGCGUUUGCGUGCAUUAGAGACCAGACCAGUUGCUCGAUCCAAAAGAUGCAUGACGAAUUCCUGCAACCCUCUUCCAAACCCGGAUGUAUUUGCAUUUGAUAAGAUUUCCACCACAACAACCACAACAACGUCGCCGCUGAUCCAGUUUGCCGAGACGUUUAUUCUGUGUAAAAACGUCCCCACAGCAUAGUCAUCAAGUAAGUUGGGAGCCCUGCAAGACGAAUUCAGAAGUUUUGGAAGUCAAGCAUGACAAGUUUUUCAUCUCUUUACUUAUUGUAGUGCAGCUUCGCUUAGGUCGCAAGACAUAAUCACGAAGCCAGCUCCUUAUCCUGUUUACAGCAUUACAAAUUCCAAAACGUGAUGGAGUAUGCCUCACAUGGGAAUGCGCAUUACAUACAAGGGUGGGUGCCUGUAAUUGCAAAUCUGCAGGACAACUCUGGGGUGUGGGCCCCGCUUUUGCUCAGAAUAACGUUUUUGAAGUCCUCAUGUCGAAACCCACUCGGCCCCUCCCGUCCGCCAAUGCCGGAUACUCUUGGGUACACAGAGCAGCGGCUACCAGCGAAGUGGAAUUUCAAGCAGGUAGCGUGCGGUGGCUACGUGGCGUCGAAGUUUCCGCUUGACGGACAAAAAAAGACUGUUGGUAGGACUUUGGUCGAUCUGUCCGACGUGCCCAUUGGUUCCUCGUUGCUGUCCGCAGACAAGUAUCCUGUGUAAAAACGUUCCCACCCCAUAGUUGUCGCGCAAAUAAUUUCCAUAUUCAGGAACGUUUGUCAUGCGCAUCCCCACAAGACGCAUUUUAGUCGUGUUUUGGCAUUUGUAAUGCUGUAAACAGGAUAAGAAACCGUACGGAUUUAUUACGAGGCGGCAUUCCUUGCUAACCUGCACUACAACAAAGAAGAAAACUUUCCAUGCGUGACUUCCAAAACUUCUAGCUUUGUGUUGCAAAGUUUCCACGUUGUCCUUGCCUCUGGGGUGGGGACGUUUUUCCUCAGGAUAAAGAGAACAACGUAACCAUGUCCACGCGACUGCCGACCAUGCGCAGCCUGUUCGAAGUUUGUGCCAAAGGCUGCUCCCACCCCACAGGGCUGACGCGGGGAAUGGAGAUACUGAAGGUGAACGAGCGCGAUGCUACGACCAAUGUUGACGCAAAAAAGUACCAAUGUGCUUGCUAUCAUGCAGCUGGGCAAUUGAACAACCGGAUCGCUGCAUUGGACAGUAUCGAGAAGAUGGACGCCUCGGGUGCACUUGCUGCGGGCACAAAUUGCAUAGAUCCGACGCAGGGAGAGCGUGUAGACAUCACACCGAGCGACGGCACCUCUGCUUCUAGUGCCAUCACCGACCUGGCAACAGUCACUGACGGGACAAACGAUGUCGCGUUUCAGGUUGGCAAUUACCAGAAACCCGGCAAGAAAGAUGAUAGUUCGAACGCGUGCGCAGAUACUGAUGACAAAAAGGAACUUGGCCAGUAUUGCAAGGAAAAAUCCCCCUCCCCAUAUUGAAAACAUGUCCUCCCGAAAAUUUGUGACGCAGAUUUGUGACCACAAAUCCUCUCUGUCUUGCCAGAAGGCAAAUCCAGAGAGCCCGCAAGCGGUUUGUAAUGCUGUAAGGCCAACAGGGCAGAAGUCUGCCAUGCUACGCCCCUACACCAAAAGGCCCAUCCUUAGGCUCGCGAUCUGCGUGCGGAUCUUUCCUGGAACACAAAUUUGAUUUGUGUACACAAAUCCCGCAUAACAGAUUUCCGUUUUGAUAUGUGGCGGGGGCUUUUUUCACCUUGAUAGCCAGACGUGCCCGUUUAUCCAAAUCGACCUCGGCGCAUCAGUAUCAGAAGGAAAAAUCUCCCCUCUCCAUAUCGAGACGAAGUUUCUGAUGCUGGAUUUCUGUACAUAAAUGCGCGCUGUCUUGCAAUACGGCAUCGCAGCCGGAUCCUCAGCCUAGUUAGGGGCGUUUGGGUCUAGGUGUUUAGCAUUACAACGGCUGCCCCCUAGGCCCAGAAGCAUGCUAAACCGCUUCCACAAUGGCGCGGAAGCCUCUGCACUUGUCUUCUUGCAAGACAGUCUCAAAUCACCAAUACAAAUUUCCGGCGACAUACCUUUUCGAUAUGGGGUGGGAGAAUUUUUUCUGUCAAUAAUCAGACAAGUUUGUUUCGACAGUAACUAUAUCAAGUUCAAAUAUGUCUGGCUCUCGAGUGUUGUGACGCAUGUGAGUGAAUAAUGAUCGCGCUGUAAUGCGCCGCCAAGCAUGACAAAUUUUUUCGUAGAUCUGUGUUGUGUAUUCCGCGUCAGAAGUUGCGUCUUGCAUGACAGAAAAGAAGAUCACUUUGGGGCCUCACAAUACACAGUUCCGAGGCAUACCAGACUAGAAUGACAAAUCUCGCAAUCUUCCAGACCCAGACAGCUUUGCACAUGAUAAACUAUCAGAGUCGCCUACACGCCACAGGACGUGCGCAAGAUGUUUUUUACGUACCCCAAGCCUGUUGAUGAGACCUGUACGGGCGCGGGGAAUGCCAAUGAGAUUGGAGACACUGCUUAUGCAUUGCAUAUAUGUAUGCGUCUGGAAUGGUUGACUUUGUUGUAAUACAUGUCUUGCAUUCUUGGAAAAUCUGUGUUGCAUGGGCAGCAAGUGAGCAGCUUUCCUUGUCAUGCAAAAACGCAAUUUCUGCUGCGUGUUGCGUACCAGAAACCGUGGCGAAAGCUUGUCAUGCUUGGCUGCCAUUGCAAGCGUUGCAAUCAUGCGCAAUUCAUAAUUACAAGCUUUCCAAACCCAGACAUAUUCGCACUGGAUACUGCUUCUACGGAAAACACAUGGGGAAACGGCGAAGAGGACGGCGAUCCGGAUAUACCGUGUAAAAGCGUCCCUACCCCAGAGUUGUCAGUUUCUCUUUUAUUCCCAACAAAGUUUGAAACUUCUCUGUGCUUUCAUUUGGUCUCUUCCUUCCAAUACAUAAAACACUCCAGAGUUAUCAUGCAGAUUUGCAAUGACGAGAACAUUUGUACCGCGCAUCCCAAUGAUAGGCAUUUCCAAUGGUGCUUUGGGAUUCGGAAUGCGGUAAACAGGAAACAAGGCAGCUGGAUUCGUCAUGCGGCUGUCCUUACUAACCUGCACUAAAAUCGGCACUGCAACUCGUCCUGCGCUACUCCCAAAACUUCUAGCCUUGUGUUGCAAACACCGCAUCUUGACUGAUUCCGGAAUGGGGACGCUUCUACUCAGCAUACCGAACCGCGAUGCGGGGUUUCGGGUUCUUUUGACUUCUGUCGAACGCAGCACAGACUGCUCUUCAUCGUCUGGCGGUAAGUGUUACGCGUCUAGUGUGGGUGAUAGUUGUCCCGUGCCUGCUGAAGAUACAAUUUGCGAGCACGUGAAAGCCGAGGAAAACUUGAAGGGCCUGUCUCGGUUUGUUAAUGGUCCAUCAGAUGAGUAUUACGAGGCCAGCAUCGACUGCCGAGGUAAGAAGGGGCAGUACGUGAUUUUAGAGCUUCCCGGCUCCCCGAGCGGCCAGGUGACUCGAGCGCUCGCUGUGACCGAGAUCAGGGUGAUGAGCUACCCGUACGCAUCGACGCAAUCUCUGUCUUAUUUCUUUGAAGCCACUCCCUCCACCGAGAUGGAAGACAUCACUCCAGACGAGACAGGAGUCACGGCCUCGACCGUAUCCCAAAGAAAAGCACACCCAUAGUACUCGAAAAAAUGAUGCUAGUGGACAAAGUAAUUUGAUAUGUACAAACGAGUUUUGUUCUGUACAUUAAACUCCAAGUAGUGCUCAUUUUGAUUUCUGUUUAAUUUUUGAUUUUGAGGCACGAAUAGUAUAGCAGCACAAAUCUAUGAUAUUUUUUUUUCUGGUAGCGACGUUCUGGUGGCAAGACCGACGGUCUGACCUUUGCACAGCACAGAGAAAGGACCGACAUAUUAAAAUUGAAAAACCCCUAUAAUGGCAUGCGAAUUGGGGAGAGACUUUCUUCUUUGCUUGGGUGUACUUUUCUGUAGGAUGCAGCGAAGCAAAUGGUCAGUGCACGGCCUCCAAGCUCUUGAAUGUAACGUCUGACGGCUACGUGGAAACUUCUACGUUCGCAGACACAGGUCGCACUCUGCGGUGCCCCUGGUUCCAGCUUGACUUGGUAUCACAUGCAAAUAUGUCCGGGUCUGGACGACUGCUGACUGUGUCAUGCAGCGACUAGCAUGUUGACAGAUCCUGUGAGGCCUUUAACUUUACGAUACUUUAUCCUGCAUGAGAAACUUCCUCUUAGUUUGAUCAAAAGUCGUGGGCAACUUCUGGUAGUCACGCAAGACAGAUUUUUGUGCGACCGACAGGACGCAUCACAAGAAUCCUAGAAUUUUCCACAACUACACCCACACAUAGUUGCAACGCAUACUUGGGUGAAGGAGGCCAGUACGUCUCGAAGGUCGACAUCACGGCGUAUUGUGCGGAAAAAUCCUCCCUCCCCGUACAUAAAAGGAAAACUUGUGAUGUAGAUUUGUGGUCACAAGUCACUUCCUCCUUGCAAGAAAAAGAAUGCAAGCGCCGACGCGAAAGUGUGCGCCGCAUUAUGGAGGCGAUUCGCGACGCUGUUGAGCCUACAGGUUAGGCUUUCCCCAUGCUACACAGCUAGGCAAUUACGCCCCUAGAGAGGCUGAGAGUCUGGCUGCAGUUCCUUACAGCAGGAGAAACCUUUAUUUGUGUACGCAGUCGCAGAUCCAGCAUCAGAGACAUUUUUCUUUCCAUAUGGGGAGGGGGAUUUUUCAUUUUCAUACGGCGGAGCUGCGAGCUGAGGCCGGUGCCGCAAAUGUAAACAGCGAUAUCUUGCGCGAACUUUUUUUUGUAUAUGACUCACCUCCGACAUCCAACAACGACUUGGCCGACAACGAAAUAUCCUACAGAAAAGAAAGGCAUCCGAGCAAAAAAAAUUUGUUGAAUUCGUGUUGCUAUGUUCGUUUUCGUGACACUAAAAACUCUGUAUUUCAGAGACCACAAGAAAGGACUUCUGGAGGUUAGACGGAUCGAGGUCGUGCCACACAUGUUUGCCAUGCUGAACAUCCAAAGAAGGUUUGCUUGUGGAACCAAAAACGAAAGCGUCGCGACUGCAUUUUCUCCGGUUGUGCGGCUGUUGUACUUUUCUGUGCGAUACGAUGCUACGGAUAGUAGUGUCGCCGUCAAGCCUCAAAGUUCGCCGGGGUAUCUUGAGGAAGAAUCCUCCCUCACCAUACUCAAAGUGGAAAUUUGUGAUGCUGGUUCGUCGCCACAAAUCGGCUUCACCUAUUCUAUGCGGCAAAUGGAAUCCGUCUGGCGUACUCUACAGCCAAUCGGUGAUGCGAUUUUGCCUACCGGAUCAAAGACUUCUGCCAUGCAUACUUGCUAGAAGCCCUGUGCAUACCCAAACACGUUUGGAUCAUUCUUCGAAGUUCAAGAUCAAGCUCUCGCCGCAAUACAAUUUCGAUUUGUGUACACAAAUCCAGCAACAGGGAUUGUCUUUUGAAUAUGGGACGGGGGUUUCGUUCACUUUGAUACGGGGCUUCGAGUCUAUGUAAGCAACGCGGGGCGAACACAGCUUUGCAAAGACACCGGCGCAGGCUUCUGCGAGUAUCCUCAAAAAAACCGUCCCCCCCCUCGUCGUUUUGUUCUCUUUUUGAUUUUGUGAAGAAAGACAUUGAAUUUUCUCUUUGCUUUAAUUUGGUCUUUUGCGGACAUUCUUGCUGCUUGGUCACGGUGUUCGAUUGGGUAGAUGUUCCCACGACUUGUAUUUGGGUGUAUGAGUCGGCGUGCUCUAAUCAGCAUGGGUUGUCAUCCGCAUGGGUCUGACGAGUUGUCAUGCUCUAAUCAGAAUAAGGUGGACAUGAUUUUCUUAUGCGGCUUUGAUAGUCGAGCACGGCUACAUUACAGCGCGUCUAAAGUUAUCGUACGGAGUUCGCGAUGUGAAGCUUCUGGAUUUAUUCUUGUCUAACAGAUUUCCCAUCUCGGCCUUGGGGUGGGGACGUUUUUAUGCAGGACAGCACCGGAGACUCGAUCACCACAACGGACAAGGAGAAAGAGUGCAAUGCCAUCACCAGCGGCACAUUGUUAUCGUAAGGAAAAAUCCCCCCUCCCCAUAUCAAAGUGGAAAUCUGUGAUGCGGGACUUGUGUACACAAAUCGGGUUUGUCUUGCAGUAGGGGACUGCAGGCAGAUACACGGCCGGAGCAGUGGCGUUUUGGUGUAGGCGCCUAGCAAGGCAGGCGUGUCCUCUGUAGGGGGCCACACAGCAUUACAAAUUGCCUGCAAAACGCGGCGGAGUCUCUGCAUUUGCCUUCCAGCAAUGGGGAGGCGAUCUGUGGCCGCAAAUCAGCAUCACAACUUUUCGCCAGUAUCCUUUUUUGGUAUGGGGAGGGGGGAUUUUUCCUCUCAACAAUUGUGUGAAACGCUCGUCUACGACGCAGGGGCGGGUGUGAAUCGGUUCAGAUAUCACGAAGACACAGCGGAGGAUGCAGUAGGACAAUAUGGGACCGCGACGAUUGACUGUCGUGCAGAUGCUUCGGAUAUCAAAAUGAAAAAUCCCCCCUCCCCAUAUCGAAAUGGAAAUCUGUGAUGCAGGAUUGGUGUACACAAAUCGGGUUUGUCUUGCGGUAGAGGACUGCAGACAGAUACAAAGCCCGGAAAGGGGUGGCCUGGGGUAGGCACUUAGCAUGGCAGACGUCUGCCCUAGUAGCGUAGCAGCGUUACAAAUCGCCUGCGACACCCAGCGGAAGCCCUGGCUUUGCUCUCUUGCAAGACAGACCCGAUCUGUGACCAGUGGCCACAGAUCGAGUCUGUCUUGCAAGAGAGCAAAGCAGCAUCACAAAUUUUGAAAAGCACGCCUUUGCCAUAUGGGAAGGGGGGAUUUUUCCUCACAAUAUGGGACCAGCAAAGCGGGCCGAUACACGGGAGGUACGUAAUAAUCGAUCUUCCGGACGCAAGCCAAACUCAAAAGCGGAAACUAACCCUCCACGGUGUGAGAGUUUUUGGCUCGGGCACCACCACCACAACGACGACCACUGCCACGUACGACCUUUCGCACUUAGUGCUUGGAUAUGAAAUGCAAAAAUGUCUGGGUCUGGAAGAGUGUGAACUUGUCAUGCAGGUUUUCCAUGACCCUUGAGGUCUGGAAUGCGGGACCUAGCAUGACAGAGUCUGUGAGGUCUCUUUCAUGCCUCUCCUGCGUGAGAAACUCCCUCCCAACUUGGUCGAAAGUGGACAGCUUUUGGCACUCAUGCAACACAGGUUUUUGCAUGAUUCGGAUUUAGCAUGACAAGUUGCAAUCUUCCACACCCAGACAUUUUUGCAAUCCAUAUUGGAGUUUCCGUUUCGACGAAUUCCACCGCAUUUCCGACCGAGCAAAUAAUGGAUUCCAAACUGAACACUUUCGGCGAAACAGGCGACGAGACGAGUGCUACCAGAUGUCCCUGGAUUCAAGCUGAUCUUGGCGAGUAUUCUAGGUAAAAGUGACCCAAAUUUUCCAUAUAGUCAAGAUAGGUAAUUUGCUACACAAAUUAUCCAUAAGUUUGGAGCAUUGCGCAUGACAAAGUCGGGCUCGUAGUGCACUCCGGUUUGGCGAGUGCAACCGCGUCACGAAUCAACUACCUUGUCCUGAUUCAUCGAGCAUGACAAAUCCGAAAAGAGCAGAUGAAAAAACCGCUCUUCAUGAUGUGGCUCCUGCACAUAAGACCACACAACAUUUUAUUUUAGGCGUGCAGAGUUGCAUGACAACUCUGGGGUAGUCGUGGGGACGUUUUUACACAGGAUACAGAGUCAAAGGUCGUUACAAAGGUGGUUGUCACCCUUCCCUUCGGUCCCAGCUUUCAGAGAGCGCGACGGGUUUUUUUCAACGGAACUGAUUUGAAUAACGUCACAGAUGUAACAGCAAUGUCAGUAUUGUGGGGAAAAAUCCCCCCUCCCCAUAUUGAAAAGGCAAACUUCGAAAAAUUUGCGUUGCUGAUUUGUGGCCACAAAUCACAUCUGUCUUGCAAGAAGACAAGGGCAGAUGAAGCUUCCGCCCAAUUGUGGAAGCUAUCUGUCAUCCUGUUUGGCCUAAAGGCGGGCAGCCGUUGGCAAUGCUGAACAACUAGACCCAAACGCCUCUACCUAGGCUGGGGAUCUGGCCGCAAUGCCUUCCUGCAAUACAAAGCUGAUUCGUCGUGGUCACAAAUCAGCAGCACAAAUCUCCUUUUCGAUGUGGGGAGGGAAGAUGUUUCCUUACAAUAAUUUGGUGAAGUGGAGAGCGGAGGACUACGCGUUGUGGUGACAAGUCGAGGCCUAUUGUGGGGAAAAAUCCCCCCUCCCCAUAUCGAAACGGUAUGCUUCUGGAAAUUUGUGAUGCUGAUUUGUGACCACAAAUCCAGUCUGUCGUGCAGGAGGGAAAACGCAAGUAGGAGUCUGGAACUUUAUGCAGGCGAUUUGUAAUGCUGUUGCGCUGACAUGACAGGCCUCUGCUAUGCUAAGCACCUAUACCAGAAGACCUUCCGCAGGCUUAGGCUUUGCCUGCAGUACCUCGCUGCAAGACAGACCUGAUUUGUGUACACAAAUCCAGCAACAGAAAUUUCCGUUCCAAUAUGGGGAGGGGGAAUUUUUCACUUUGAUAAGGCCGCACCGCAGCAGAGCUGGGUGCCGCCGACGGUUGCCCCACGGUCGCGCUGGAAGUUUGCGAGACCAUUUCUUACGACAACUAUGGCACGCAAGGCGGCGACGGCCUUGACCGGUUCGCUGAUGAUGCAGAGGGAAAAUUUUUUGCCGAUGCAAAAGCCCUUCAGAACGCAGCUGCCGAAAAUUUCCAAGAGAGGACUUUGACAGUGCUGUGUCCUGGAAAGCAGGGGCAGUACGUGAUCGUGGAGCUCCCCGGGACGGAGGAAAGUCACAGGCGGGUCCUGGCGGUGAGUGACUUGCGCAUUUUCGGAAAUACCGUAACGCAGGCACCUGUGCCGCUUGCAUUUAGCUUGGCGGACGUCGAGACGGCGUGUGCGCAGGAGGGUGCUACCAGAUUUACGGGGAGGUCUUACAGCCUCGGAACCGGGCAGGGGCAAGGUCAAUUUGUCAUUUCUGGGAACUUGAACGAGAUGGAGUGCAUCGGUCUGUGCGCGCGCAACGCAACCUGUGCUGGUUUCGUCUAUGACACGUCCAUUGUUGACGCCGGCAACGACAACUGCGCCGUGCGAUCACUAUCAAAUGCAGAAAUGUCUGGGUCUGGAAGAAUGCAACUUGUGAAGCUGCAUUUGAAUGUCUGAAAAAUUUGUAUUGCAUGAGCAGCAAAAGGAUUCUAGUUUUUGCUACGCGGGGUGGGCAUUUGUCAUGCGGAAAAGGCAUCAAAAAUCCCUCAAAAAACCUGUGCUGCUAGGCCAUGCAUCACAGACAUCAUGGCGUAUGCAAACGGUGCAUGACAAGUCUCAGAAUCUUCCAGACCCGGACACUUUUGCAUUUGACAACCACUACCGCCGAACAAGUUGCAGAGCGGCGACUACGACCUUGAGACGGCGAUAUCAAAUCUAGAAAUGUCUGGGUCUGGAAUCUUGUGAUGCUGGGUGGCGUCUCAUAAUGAGGCCACAAAUGCUGGCUCAGCAUGACAAGUUUCUGAGCUUCUAGGUGUUGCCUAUUCUGCAUGACAAACUGCGUUUCUGAAUCACAGAAAAACAGCGCUCCUGGGUAACGUGCAUGACAGAUUUAAGAGUCAUGCCAGAUAAACAUGCAUUCUUCCAGACCCAGACACUUUUGCACUUGAUAGGCGACUACCAAUGACCAAGUCCUAUACGUGAUGACGGAGGCCUGCCGAAACCUACGCAAAGAAAAAAGUGUUGCAGUUAGUCCACACUGUGUUGCACCACAUGCAAGACAGACAACCUCUGUCAUGUACGAAAUGCUUUAUUUCAGCUUCGUUUCAUGUUCUCCCUUUUAUUUUAUCUCUGCAAUGCAAGUUUUUUCUGUGAUGCAGAGCAAGUUUGUAAUGUAUUGCUGAUGAUCUAACAAAUAUGUCACUGUAACUACACUUUUUUCGUGGGAUAAAGUCGUGCAUUAAGUUACUUCGGGAAGGACGAUCUACAUAACCGAGCUGGUCUAUCCUGAGUAAAAACGGGGCCCGCACCCCAUAGUCAAUGAUUGGGAACUCUGCAACGCAAAUCUAGAAGUUUUGGGAGUCACGCAUCACAUGCUUUGCGCUCUAUUGUGCGGGCACGUUUUUAGAAAGGAUAGUCGCAUCAGAAAACCAUCUUUCUUUAUCCUGUUUACAGCGUUAUACAAAUUCUCAAACAGGAUUGCAAAUGCCUAAAUGUUCCUGUAAUUGCAGAUGUGCAUGACAACUCUGGGGCGGCGGAGACGUUUUUUAUCAGGAUAUGGUCAGGUAGUUGUACAGGCGACAAGUGUGGUAUCCAGGAAAAAAAGUGUGUAAGUGUAACUUUGUAGGAUGAGUAGAAUUACAAAUUCGUUUUGGAUCUACAGAAAAAACCUGUCAUGCGCAGUUAGUAUCUAAUACUAGCUCAGCGAAAACACGUAUGGUCUGAGCCUCUGACGCAGGCACAUCCAGCAUGACAAGCGUGACUGUUUUGCAUCACCCCCAACACAAAGUUUUUUCCUUGCAUAUUGGGGCGGCGCAUCAGCUGAGCUGCUCGACUCGAACUCCGGCACAGCCGCGGCGACUUCUAGCGGUGCCUCCUCCUCCGCUCGCUUAUGCAUUGCAAAGAUGUCUGGGUUGUCAAGAAUGCAAGGUUUGUUGCCAUGCAUGGCUGAGGACACGAGAGAAAUAUUCGACCUGUCACGCCUAGUGAGAUGGAGCACUCUCUCCUUGUGCUUGUCACACAAGAAUAAAUGCAAUUUGAAUGUGUGGGUUAAUUCAGAAAACACAAUAUCUAACAGCCGAGAGACUUGUCGUGCGUGGCUCUGGGCAGGGGGCUUCUUUUUACCAGCAUCCACACAUUACCAAUAGCAUCACAAAUCUUCAGACCCAGAUCGAUAUUUGCUAUCCAUAUUUAUGCGCAUGGUUCCAAAUAGACUUAGGCGAGCCAGUGAUAGUUUCCUCGCUGAAGCUGACCGUUUCUAGCACAUUAGAAGACCUCCGGCGGCUUCUCUUCGACACCAAUUUGGACGCAAGCGCUGCUUGGAACGCGUCGUCGACUCCAGAUAUUACAAAGACACGUGCCCCACACCCGGGAGUUGGAAGUGUUUCUGAUGCAUAAGGUUUUCUAAUGAACAGCAUUUUCUCUAUGCAUGGAAGCACUAUGAGUCUUUCUGAUGGAGAAUCUACCCACGCAAGGCAUCUUUUACGUAACAGGCCCGGCUGGUGUUGAGCUCUUUUGCAACGCAAAUCUUUGCUAUUCAGCAAUCAAAAUUUGUGUUGCUAGCACAUUCAAAACGGCGCAUAUUUCCAAUCGGAAGCUUUGCAAUACAAAUGCUUCCAAGUUCCGGGAUGAGGGUACUUUUCGUCCUGAUACCGGAGAAAGAUGCUAAUAAGAACUUAGGUUUGCGCAUAGCACUGACCAAUACCCCGCGUAUAUGGAAGCAUCAGGAUCGAAAUCGACAAAGUUGAAAAUGAAAAAACUUGUAUAUGCAUAAAGUGCAGAGCACAAAAAGCCUGUAUUAGAGAGCAGACUGCAGGUGAGGCCUAUUGUAAGCGUGUUUAGGGGGGGAAAUAGAGCUGCGAAGGAGCACGACAAAGACAGCCUUCUUUGCCCCAAACAGAAUAACAGAUUAGGUAUGGAUGCUGCCAAAAUUUGUCAUGCGCCGAUCAGAAACUGGGUUCCAACUGGCCGGCAUUUUAUGCAUCAUGACUACAAAUCAUUUCGACAUUGUCAAUUUCGAUCCUGACACUUCCAUCGCGUAACGAUCAGACAGUCAACGACGACACAUACUGCCCCACGCUAGGCUCAGAAUAUCCACUGCAGAUAUAUUCGGGUCUCGAAGCAUGCGCAUGUUUGUCAUGCAUCUUUUGGACCACGCAAAUAGUCUGAAAGUCGAACGCGCGCAAAAUAAGCAUUGGAGGAUUUAUUGCACAGGCUUCUUCAUCAUGCCUGUCUCGCAUGAACAGAAAUUUGCUAUUUGAAUUUGUGUAUAGCAAACAGUAGACAGCGUUUGGCGGUCAUGCAACACAGAUUUUCAUGUGGUCGCGAUUGAGCAUCUCAAAUUCGGUUCUUUCCAGACCCAGGCAGAUUUGCAUUUGAUACAUUAGUCUGCGAAACCAUCAAGACCGGGGAAACUAACCCUACCGAGCGCUUAAGCGGUGGCCGCUUCCCUAAGGUCUCCCCUACCGAGGCCGCCGCAACGGUGAUGUGCGGCCGCAGAAUCGGACGCUACGUGAUCAUUGAGGGUGCUUCUGCGACCGACGACAAGCGGUAUUGUGAGGAAAAAUCCCCCUCCCCAUAGCGAAAAGGUAUGUUUCCAAAAAUUUGUGCUGCUGAUUUGUGGCCACAAAUCAGAUUUGUGUUGCAAGAAGAAAAGCGCAGCGGCUUCCGUGCCAUUGUGGAAGCGAUAUGGCAUGCUGUUGAGCCUAGACAGCACGAGCAGCCGACGUUUGCAAUACUAAACAACUAGACCCAUCAGACGCCACUACCUAGGCUGAGGAUCUGGUGGCCGCAGUGACUUUCUGCAAACAGGGCGCACUUGUGUACGUAAAUCCCGCAACAGCAACUUCGUUUUGAUAUAGAGAGGAGGGAUUUUUCAUUUUGAUGGGAGGGCUUUCAGCAUCAACGACGUAAAAGUGUACGGGGAAACGACAACAACGACCACCCCGGCUCCCUGCAAUUUGGAAGAGUACUGCUUGGCUGAACGUAUCCUGAGGAAAAACGACGCCCACAUCCCAUCGUCAGGAUGUUGGAAAUGAAAUCAGCUAGACAAAUCAACGAGCUUUGGUUGUUGCGCAUGACAGACUUGGGCUCGCAAUGUAGUCCGACCUUUAGCUAGUGCAGUAGCAGCACAGAUCUAGCAUAUGACGCUGAUUUGAGCAUCACAAAAAAUCUAAAAAUACAAUUAGAAAAUGCCUUGCAUGGGUCUCCGCAUGAUGAGAAUGAACAUUGAACAGCAUGGGCCUGCAGAAUUGCAUUACAACUCUGCCGGGGUCUGGGCCCCUUGUUCACCCGGGAUAGCACGAAGCCCAUAUAAAGUUGACUGGGCGAGCAUUUAUGAUGGCUUCGGCACGACGUAUUCCGACAGCUUCUGGUAUCCCGGCUAUGUCUACGAGACGAACGCAGCAGAUAGUGCGGCGAUCGUAUCCACGGAGAGUUUGUACAGUGCCAACAUUGAUAACAGCUUCGAAGCGAAGGAAAGCGCGGACUUCGCAGCUGGGUCUGCCUUCACAUAUAUCAAAAUGAAAAAUCUUCCCACCUCCCCAUAUCUUCAAACGGAAAAUUUGUGAUGCAGAUUUGCGAUCACAAAGCGGCUUUUUCUUGCAGAAACAAGGUGAAGGCGUACUUUGCUGGGCCUGUUUGGGUUCCUAGCGGUCGUCUAGCUCUCUAGCACGAUGGACGUAGCUGCGGUAGGCUAAAUGGCAUUACAGAUAAUUGCCUGCCCAGUACUGCCUUUGGCUCUUGCUCCCCCAGUGUGCAAGACCAAGGCACUUGUGUACACAAAUCAGCACCAGCACAGAUUUUCGUGGUGGUGCUUUUUCAAUAUGGCGUGAGGGGAUUUUCCCGCACAAUAUCAGACGAAGCUUGGAUCUACCCGACGAACGAAGACGCACACCUAUCACCACGAAAAGCGUCAACGCCCCGAAAGUUGCAAAAGUUUCUCAUGCAGAGUUUCCAAAUGAAAACUUCUUCUUUUUGUCGUGCAUGAAAGGCCUAUGAGUCUUUUCAGUGCAGAACCUAGACGACGCAAGGCAUCUGUCGCAUCACAGGCCCGGCAAUUGUUGCUAGGUUCUUUUGCAACACAAAUUUUAGCUCUUCAAUGCUGAUAUUUGCAAGAAGGGAAAUAUUUUCAUUGGGGAGGUUUGCCAAGUUCUGGGGUGAACGCAUUUUUCAUUGUAAUCAAACCGCAAAGAAAUUUUCGGCGGCACAGCCAAGGGCUUUUAUCUCAUUCGUGCUGAAGGGACCGGGGACGAGGAGUACAUAUGAAAUGCAAAUAUGUCUGGGUCUGGAAGAAUGCAAGACUUGUCAUGCAGAUUUUACACGACCCAUGAUGCCUGUAAUGCAUCACCUAGCAUCACAGAUUUUUAGAGGGCUUCCUAAUGCCCGUUCCGCAUGAGAAAUGCCCUCUCCAUGUAGCACAAACUGGGCCCCUUUUGAUGUUGCUGUUCAUGCAAUACAGAUUUUCUUAGAAUGCAGAGACAGCAUCACAAGUUGCAACCUUCCAGAGCCAGACAUAUUUGCAAUGCAUAGCACAAUAAGGAGUGCAAAACUGUCUCUGAGGACUACAACUACCAGCCGGGUCCUGGGGAAGCCAGCAAACUCGAUCCAGCCAAUCCGUACGUGCUCCACGUCGGAUAUACAAGCACUUUCAGCACCCUCUGCAUUCGAUUCGGGCAGUGGACGCACGUAGCGGCGACCGUCAGUAGCAAUGCGGGCAACUCCCCGUAUACGGUCGUGCUGUAUUUAAACGGUGAGGUAUCCACUCCAAAUGUGUCUGGGUCUGCGAAAGAGUGCCACGUUUCUCAUGCUCGGCUAGCAUGACUCUCAUCGAUCUGUCAUGAACGUUACCUAAAAGCGCCUUUUUUCUGUCAUGCAGUUUGUCGUGACUCUGAUUCUGUCAGGCACUCCUGUGAGGUGCUCGUGAUUCUGAUUUUUCUCCAUCCAGCAUCACAAGUUUCAUCUUGUUUCAGACCCAGGUAUACUUGUAGUACUUGACGGGCACGACAUUGGCUUCAAACUGUGCUGUCGUGCAUGUUGCGGAAGAGCGCGACUCUUUCGUCACGCAAGAACGAAAUUUCUCAUGCGCGCCAGAUAAACAUUGCUGUAGAAAAUUUGUAUAAGCUCCUGCUUCUCCUGCUAUUCGUGUCUCUCUGCUCGAAAAUUUCCGAAAUUAACAGUAUGACAACUUUCCAGACCGAGGCAUAUGUGCAUCGCAUAGGGAGAGGUGCAACGAAAUACCAACGUGGUCUUAUCCAGUGCCGAUAUGUCUGGGUCUGGAAGAAAGCAAGGUUCGUCAUGCAUCUCGUGGACCACAAACAUGCUCUGGAAUGCACCCAGCAGCAUCAUGAAUUUUGCACGAGCUCCUUAAUGCCUAAUCUCGGAUGCGAAGUUUACCUUUUCCGUGGCGAGAACUGGGUAAAUUUUGCGGUUCAUGCAACAUAACAGAUAUUUGAUUUGUACGAUUUACAUUUAGUAUGACAAGUUUGGAUCCUUCCAGACGCAGCCAUAUUUGCACUGCAUAGGACACGCCGGUAGUUAUUAGUACCCAGGAGACCAUGUUUCCGGCGGCUCUCGGGCAAAGCAUUGGGGGCGGUUUAUCCUAUGUAAAAACGUCCCCACCCCAGAGUGAAAAAUGGUCAGAACAGCCCCCCGACCCGAGCCUGCGGGACCCCGAGAGCAGAAGGCCUCAGCCCCCACAAUACGCGCCUCGCAGUAGUCUCGAUUGAUAUGUGGCCACAUUAUUUAUAUUUACGUACUUCACCUACGUCAUUCUCUCCUUUUUAACUUCAACAAAGUUCGAAACUUCUCUGUGUCUUAAUUUUGGUCUUUUCCAGUACAUAAAACACCCCAGAGUGAAAAAUGUGGACUUUGCAACGCGAAUCCAGAGGGUCCGCUUUUUGCGCAUGACAAGUUUGGGUGUCUAGUCGUGUAGUCGUGAUUGACUAGUAGUGAAGCCGCAUCACGAAUGUAGUUCCUUAUCCUGACUAGAGCAUGCCAAAGUCCCGGACAGCAUGAGAAAAUGCUGUUUAUGGGACUGCGCAUGAGAAAAAAUCAUUUGACAGGUAUGCAGAUUUGCAUGACAACUCUGGGGAGGUGGGGACGUUUUUCCACAGGAUACGGCUUCCUCGAUUCUGACGAGAGGAUUUUCAACGUUCGGGCGUGGAAUACCGUGCGAACCGAGGCACAGAUUCGUAUUCCCCGUAAGACCGUCCCCACCCCAGCGUUGUCAUGCGAGUUUGCAUGCCUACAAUAAUUCUCAUGCGUGUGGCGCUGGGUGCGGGUGUCCACUACAUGAUGAUGAUGAUGAUGAUGAUGCGUAGCCACAUGAGAGCCGUUUUCUCGUGCUGUUUUGAAAUUUGUCAUGCCAUUAUGAGCGCAAGGUGAUUAAUGUCGACUGCGGCUGCGCUAGUCGACCUGCACCACGCUACAGAUAGAAUGCGUCACUCCCAAAACUUCCGGCUUUGUGUUACAAAACCCCCAACUUGACUUUGGGAAGGUGGGGACGUUUUUAUAGAGGAUAGUUCGCCGCUACGCGUUAGCCGUCCGUGCGGACCAAAUAGACACGACCACAGGUCUGGCUUGGUGGUUCCCACUCCAGAAGAGCUUGAACUCGACCGUCAGCGCAGAAACAACUGACACAUCAGGAAUUGUUUCCUCCUUUCCAAACAUAACGGCCGUCGCUAGCACACUGGCGCAUACAAUGCUGGCAACGCAGUCUUGUGAGGCAGCAGAUUCCUGCAGCGGCUUUCUUGGGUUGCCGGAAGAGCCAGCGCGACCGUCGCAGUAUAUCACCGCAGACGAGGCGAAGCGGAAAAGCUUUCGCUACUGUGUCUACUCUGACACUAUGGAUUGCAAAUAUGUAUAUAUCUGGGUUUGGAAAGUUGUAAUGCUAAAAGUGAAUGGUAGGCGCACCGCAAACGCAAUAAGCAUUCAAGCAUUACAGAUCUCUCAAGUGCUACGUGUUGGAUACUUGGCAUGGUAAACUGUGUUUCUGCAUGACAGGUAAGAUGAACUUUUCCUGCAGCACAACAUGCGUCACAGAGUCUCGUCCUCGUGUGUGUCAUGUCCUCAGAUUUGCAUGACAAUAAAGCUAGCAAUCUUCCGGACCCAAACAACAUGUUUGCAUUUGAUAGACACCAUCCCGGACGAUUGCUGCGAUGCUGUCGCGCAAGUGCGUGACCAGUGCUACGAGAAGACGCAGGUUGUUGGUCUCUGCUCGCCCGUAUGCAUUGCAAAUAUCGGUCUGGGUCUGACAGGAUCCAAACUUGGUCUGCUAAAGAAUCUGAAUUGUGAUGAUGAAGAAACCUGUGUUGCAAGCACCGCAGAAGUUUUUACUCAUUUCUUGCCAAACAAAACCAAAAGGCAAUAAAGCUCUGAUGCGUAAAAUGCACUUGGAAUCGAAUGCAGAUAAAUUUGUUAUGCUUCUGGGUGCCUCCCCACCAUCUCUGUGAUCCACGAGAGACAUGACAAACCUCACACUCUUCCAGAUCCAGGCAUAUUUGCAUUUGAUGGGCCGUAGCAAACAGCAACGAAUUUCCGAUCUCUAUCAACUGUAAAAAUGUCUGGGUCUGGAACAUUCCGACACUUGUCAUGCACGUUUUGCAUGAGCCCUGAUGUCUGUGAUGCAUGCCCUAGCUUCACAGAUUUUUUCGGAGCUUCUUGAUGCCUAUUCCGCAUGACAAAUGCCCUCUCCGCGUAGCAAAAAUUACAUUCCUUUUGGUACUCAUGCAAUACAGAUUUUUCUGGAAUCCAAAUGCAGCAUGACAAGUUGCAUUCUUCCCGACCCAGACAUUUUUACAUUUGAUAAUCUCGGAUUGCACGCAAUAG